This is a messenger RNA of Syngnathoides biaculeatus (alligator pipefish), 2491 nucleotides long. RefSeq names its product LBH regulator of WNT signaling pathway, like (gene lbhl). The transcript is spliced from 4 exons. Lineage: Eukaryota; Metazoa; Chordata; Actinopteri; Syngnathiformes; Syngnathidae. Gene Ontology annotation, cellular component: nucleus. The record is from RefSeq and is a predicted model, not a curated record. Gene Ontology annotation, biological process: positive regulation of DNA-templated transcription. Bases 1060 to 1623 code for a protein of 187 amino acids.
ACAAUGUGAAUCAGCACACAAUCAACAUUUCACAAAAUGUAUCAAAAAUAUACAACUGGGUCUGUCAGUUGUGGUUAAAAAAAAUGUUUAUGUCAAAUGGUUUUAUAUACUUAGACUCAUCAAUAACAUGGGAGAGACCUUGCCACAAUGACGCAGUUCCCUAAAAAGUCCUUAUUAUAUAAUAUGCUGAUUCUUAGUUGAUUUAAUAAAAUAAUGCAAACAAAAAAAAACACUGCCAGAAGGAUACUACUUUGUGCUGUUUCUUUUACUACCUCGUUGUCCCACAUAUAGCUUACAGAAGGGAUUACACGGCCUGCUGUCCAUGGGACUCUGUCUGUUUAGCAGUCGCUGCAGCCCGUUAUAUGCCCCCCCCCACCCUUCCCAAGGCUGAGUCCUUGAUCCCUGAGCUAAUUCCAUGAAUCAUCCAAAUCUAAAUCCACCGACAGCGCAGGGGCACACGAAGUUAAGAGUUCACAUUGCUAGAAUGAGACCAAGGGAUCUCUUAAACACACAAGAUGGAGGGACUCGAACAACGGAGGAUAAUAAAUUGCAGAAAAAAGUUUGAGCUAUGCCGUUCAUACGCGGUCAUGAAAGUCGAGAGUCAGGUCGAACUUCAUCGGCAGUUUUCACCAUCUGCGUGCCCUUGGACUCGCACCAACCGCGCACCGUGCCAACUCAUCAGAGGGGACCGUCAAGCCGAGCUGACGUCACCCAUCAAGCCGGUGUAAUCGAAAAAGACGCUAAUCCAAAGCCCGAUAGUGGGUCGGGCCGGGGGGAGGGAGGAUGAUCAGACUGACACAAAGGAGGGAAGUUUGAAGGGAGCGCACGCGUGUUCGGUAAAGUUGGAUCGAAGCUGCACAAGUGAGGCAGGCGCUGUCCUUGCCGCCCCCACAACCCGACCCCACCCCACCACCCCCACUGCAUCCUCAUCUCCCGAGCAUCUCUGAGAGCGCGCAACGCCCGCAUCCAGGCCUCGUCCUGGACACCAAGAACCUCGCCGAGAGCUCCGCAGAGGGGGGACGCUGCGGGAGCUGCUCGCCUCCUCCCGGACCCCCCGUUAUGCAAACUGUGCCCACUGUGGGAGAGCCGGUCUUCACCACUGUGGAUCUGUGCCAUGAUGCAGGAGAAGACGACAGCUAUGUGACAGCAAAUGAAGGAGGGAUGGAGGAGCUAAGCGGUCAGGAUUCAAAUUCUGAAGAUCUGCAAAGGAAGGAAAAACGAUUACCUUUCCAGAUCUUCCCGGAUCCGGUCGAGGUAGUUCUCGGCUCUGAGACGUCUUUGAACAGCUUGGCUCAGAACCACCACAGGGAGCGUCUACCCUCCAUCGUUGUGGAGCCCACAGAGGUGAGCGAGGUCGAGAGCGGAGAACUUCGCUGGCCUCCAGAAAACAUCAACAUGGGCGAGGAUGAAGAGGACAUCUUCUUGGAGCAGUGCAUCCCCCCAGCCAACAUUGCUGACUGGGGAGAGGACGAAGAGGAGGAUGAGGAUGAGGAGGAGAGAACGUCAGUUUUUCUGAGCCAGCAGCAAGGCUUGACACUCAUUGACCUACAGUCAGAUGCAUUUCGAGAUGACACCCCCACACUUCCACCAAGCUGUCCUACGGCCCUCAACCGAAACCUCUGAGGACCCCGCGAGGAAACAAUAAUAAGUUGGUACUGACAACGAAAGAUCGUGUGUGUAGGCUAAAAGACUAAAUGGCAUUGCUGAAAAAGGAAAAUAUGCUCAAGUGCUGAUAAGUAGCCAGUGAAGCUUCCAGAGAAGCCAUAAAUGGGCACGUCUGUGCACUUGGCAACACUCUGAUGAAAAUAAUCACACAAACAAAAAUGGGAAAAUGCAAAUAUUGACAGAACAUUACCCUUUUUGUGUGUGUCUUUUUUCCACCAACUUUUAUUAGAGUAUUUGCUUUCGGUGCAACUUCCCCAAACUCCCACGUUGAAGGCCAGCGAGUCAUAGUGCUAUAAGAGGAUCCUGCUGCUGUUGCAUAUUAUUUUGUUCCUUUUACUGCGUUUCCCAAAGAUCCUGAAACUCAUUGUACUCGGUCAUCAAUCCUUUCUGGCACAAUGAUGACUUCUGUGGCUAUUUAGAAGACAAAUCUCUUUUAUUUCCCAUGUAAAAGUCUUAUCACAAAGUGUAUAUGCGGUCAAAGAUUGUAACGUUAAAAAAAUUUCAAGAAAUGUCAUUUCGGUUUGAAAAGGCAGCUUUUGUUUGUAGCUCAAUUGAGAUAAAAUUGAGAACUGCAGUUGUGCGUUGUUAUGGAAAUUCAUUUGAGUUUGUGACUAGGUUGACCUGUGUAUAUGAUGUACAUAUGAGCUGGGAUAGGCUCCAGAACUACAGUGAUCCUUGUGAGGAUAAGCGGCUCGGAUAAUGGAUGACGUCACUGUAUAAAUCAUUGAAAUAAAUCCGUCAAUUAAGUAUUUUGCCCCAGUAGCAAAAUCGAUAAUGGAUUUGUAUUGUACAGAUAUAUACAGCGUAUUCACAAAAAUUUAAUAAA